Messenger RNA from Dama dama (fallow deer), 2209 nucleotides. RefSeq names its product biglycan (gene BGN). The coding region runs from base 167 to 1276 and encodes 369 amino acids. Lineage: Eukaryota; Metazoa; Chordata; Mammalia; Artiodactyla; Cervidae. Gene Ontology annotation, molecular function: protein binding. The record is from RefSeq and is a predicted model, not a curated record. The transcript has 8 exons.
CCCUCCCUCCGCCUCCCUCUCCCUCUCUCCCUCUCUCCCCGAACUGCCCAGGAGUGAGCAGCUGCUCUCAGACGACCCAACACACAGACACAGGGACUGGCCGAUUCCUCAGGCUGCCCACCAGCCAGCGCGUGCCCACCGCUUGCCCUCCUCAGGCACGCCCACCAUGUGGCCCCUGUGGCCUCUUGCGGCCCUGCUGGCCCUGAGCCAGGCCCUGCCCUUUGAGCAAAAAGCCUUCUGGGACUUCACUCUGGACGAUGGGCUGCCCAUGCUGAAUGAUGAGGAAGCUUCUGGUGCAGAAACAACCUCGGGCAUCCCAGACCUGGACUCCCUCCCACCCACCUACAGCGCCAUGUGCCCUUUUGGCUGCCACUGCCAUCUGCGGGUUGUUCAGUGCUCCGACCUGGGUCUGAAGGCUGUGCCCAAGGAGAUCUCGCCCGACACCACCCUGCUGGACCUGCAGAACAAUGACAUCUCUGAGCUCCGAAAAGAUGAUUUCAAAGGCCUCCAGCACCUCUACGCCUUGGUCCUCGUAAACAACAAGAUCUCCAAGAUCCACGAGAAGGCCUUCAGUCCCCUGCGGAAGCUGCAGAAGCUCUACAUCUCCAAGAACCACCUGGUGGAGAUCCCUCCCAACCUGCCCAGCUCCCUGGUGGAGCUCCGCAUCCAUGACAACCGCAUCCGCAAGGUGCCCAAGGGCGUGUUCAGUGGGCUUCGCAAUAUGAACUGCAUUGAGAUGGGUGGGAACCCCCUGGAGAACAGUGGCUUUGAACCUGGAGCCUUUGAUGGCCUGAAGCUCAACUACCUUCGCAUCUCCGAGGCCAAGCUCACUGGCAUCCCCAAAGACCUCCCCGAGACCCUCAAUGAACUCCACCUGGACCACAACAAAAUCCAGGCAAUUGAGCUAGAAGAUCUGCUCCGCUACUCCAAGUUGUACAGGCUGGGCCUGGGCCACAACCAGAUCCGCAUGAUUGAGAACGGGAGCCUGAGUUUUCUGCCCACGCUGCGGGAGCUGCACUUGGACAACAACAAGCUGUCCAGGGUACCGGCUGGUCUUCCAGACCUCAAGCUCCUCCAGGUGGUCUAUCUGCACACCAACAACAUCACCAAAGUGGGCGUCAACGACUUCUGCCCGGUGGGCUUCGGGGUCAAGCGGGCCUACUACAACGGCAUCAGCCUCUUCAACAACCCUGUGCCCUACUGGGAGGUGCAGCCGGCCACCUUUCGCUGCGUCACUGACCGCCUGGCCAUCCAGUUUGGCAACUAUAAAAAGUAGAGGCUGUGGCAGCCGCUGUGGUGGUGGCCUGGGAAGGGUCUCUUGGGGUGCAUGGCACGUGUCCUGAAGGGGCAGCAAAGCAAGGGAGCCAAGCCCUGCCUUCGACCCCCACCCUCCACUCACGGCCCCUUGACACCCCCACACUGGCUCCCAAGUGUGCAGGUGGGGCAUGAUGCCUGGGCCCCAUCACAUGCCCCGUGGCUUCAGAGCUGCCCCUGCCCACCCACAUCAUACCCAUUCAGAGGCGCCCCCCCACCAAGCUUUCUUCCCAUUCACCCCAAAAGCAAAUGAUCUGAGGCUCCAGUCCAAGGAAAACGGUCCUUGGGUCUGGGGGGAUCAAGGAUGGAGACCCCACUAAGCCCACCCCACCUGCCAGACUCACAUCACUCCUCAGCCCAGCCGGCUACCUUUGUCCUCCUCAGCCCCCUGCCAUCCUUCUGCAAGUUCAUGGCCCCCCAGGGCAGCCUCCUGGGUCUCCUGGCCCCUGGACCAGUCUUGUCCAGCUCUCUCUGUCUGUCCCCCCCACCCUCGUUUCUGACAUACUUGGGCUAGGUCUGCUUUCUGUUCCUCUGGGCUCUGCCCAGCCCUUACCCAGGCAGGCAGGAGUGGGGGACAGCUGCCCUCCUACUCUGCCCAGGCUCACCCAAAGCCUGGGUGAUCCUUCUGGAACCCAGCAGACAGGGAGGUGCUGCACCCUCUCCUCCACAGCCAAGAGUGGAGCCCUGGGCUCAGCCAGACGCUGAGGGUCUGUCCCACUGGAGUUCCCAUCACACUUCUCACUGUCCAUCUUCCCCCCAUGAUGGCUCAGUCUCCCCUCCCCUUGCCUUCUGGCCUCUGGUCUGGUGGGGGUUUCAAACCAUCACACCCAGCUUGAGGAGGGGCUGCUUCUGAGGUCGAUUGUUGUCUUUCAAUUAAAGAAACACUGUGCAAUAA